This is a messenger RNA of Cheilinus undulatus (humphead wrasse), 1540 nucleotides long. It is a transcript of the gene hes4, whose product is annotated as hairy-related 9. The coding region runs from base 224 to 1099 and encodes 291 amino acids. Gene Ontology annotation, molecular function: protein dimerization activity; DNA-binding transcription factor activity, RNA polymerase II-specific; RNA polymerase II cis-regulatory region sequence-specific DNA binding. Gene Ontology annotation, biological process: anterior/posterior pattern specification; regulation of transcription by RNA polymerase II; regulation of neurogenesis. Gene Ontology annotation, cellular component: nucleus. NCBI's taxonomy places the organism in Eukaryota, Metazoa, Chordata, Actinopteri, Labriformes, Labridae. The transcript has 4 exons. The record is from RefSeq and is a predicted model, not a curated record.
CGCGGCGUGUGUCAGAGGAGAGACGGCCCGCGCGCAGCAACGCACACUCACUGUACUCAGAUGACAGCACAGUGAUAACGAGGCAAGGCGACGCAAAGUGAUCUGCGGGACUGCCACGCAUCUGUAAAGUGUUCUGCAGCGGCUCAACUUUUAUUUCUUCGCUCCAAAGAGGAUUUAUCUUGUUUUUGUUUUUUUUUUAACUUUUCGCCUGUUUUGAUCAAAAAUGCCCGCUGACACUAUGGAAAAGCAGACGGCAUCACCAAUCGCCGGUGCGCCUGCAAAUGGAUCACAUACACCGGACAAACCGAAAAAUGCCAGCGAGCAUAGAAAGUCAUCCAAGCCGAUCAUGGAAAAACGCAGAAGAGCAAGAAUUAACGAAAGCCUCAGUCAGCUCAAGACUCUGAUCUUGGACGCACUCAAAAAAGAUAGCUCCAGACACUCCAAGUUGGAGAAAGCAGACAUCCUGGAGAUGACCGUGAAGCACUUGAGGAACCUGCAGCGUGUCCAGAUGAGCGCAGCGCUCUCUGCAGACGCCACCGUCCUGAGCAAAUACAGAGCUGGAUUCAGUGAGUGCAUGAACGAGGUGACCCGCUUCCUGUCCACCUCAGAAGGGGUGAACACGGAGGUGAGAUCCAGGCUCCUCAACCACCUGUCCAGCUGCAUGAGCCAGAUGAUGUCCAUGAACUACCCGCAGCAGACCGCAUCCCAGCAGGCGCAUCUCGCUCAGCCCCUCCACGUGCAGCUGCCAUCCACCCUGCCCAUCAACGGCCCCGCUAUGGGCUCCAAACUCAGCCCAGCAGAGGCCGUGUCCCCUAAGGUCUUCGGUGGCUUCCAGCUGGUGCCUGCAACAGAUGGACAGUUCGCUUUCCUCAUCCCAAACCCGGCCUUUGCCUCCGCCACAGCACCUGUUAUCCCCCUUUACGCAAAUGCAGGAGUGCCUGUUGCUGUGAACGCCAGUCCGGUGCAUGGCAGCUCCGCACCCACUGCAGCGUCUCCAGUCCACGGCAUGACGUCCUUCUCGGGGGGAUCCCAGGCGGUCAGCCCGGUGGGGGUCAGCAGCGGAUCAGAGAGCAACGAGCCUGUGUGGAGGCCCUGGUAGCCUCAGAUAAGAGACUUUGGUGAAUCCAGUUUGCAUUACUUCUUCACUUUAGACUUUUAAGUGACUGCAAAGACAACUGUUAAAGGGGUAAACCUGGAACUCUCCCGCUUCGGGACGGUAUCUCCAACCACUUAAAGCCCCCCAUAGUUCUUGUUGUUUCGUUUUAUGGAACAGGAGUUGCCCUCAAUGGCACAUUUGUUUAUUAUUUAUCACCAGAGUCCAACAUUUGGAUGUAGGUGAUAAAUGCUGUACAUGCAGAUGAAAGAUUUAUAGGAGAUUUUUGUAUGAAGUACUUUUUAUGAAAAGGUUUAGUUUUGUACAGAGUUGUUAAUGAUUGUUAUACCAAAGCUGUGUUUUAUAUCCUUUGUUGUUUUGUGUUGAGAAGAAAAACUGAAGUUGGGUAAAAGCCCUUUGUCCUAAUAAAAAUGAUUUCAAAAAUGA